CUAUGAGAACACAUUCCAGGCAGAGCAGAGACCCUGUAGCGGGACAAUAAGGGGUGGGACAAAAGCUGUAUACUAUUUAAACAUCUGUAAUCUUGCCUUUUAGAUCAGGACUAUAGACAACAACAAAAAAAAAACUUUUAAUGGGAGAGGACUGAACAGAGAGAGUUCAACUUGUGAGCUUCUCAAAGAGGAAAGAGUCCAAACGGAGGACGGGGUUGUCUUUUUAUCAGCGGAGAUUUGGCCCGAGAUGAGAUAGCAGUCUGCUGUUUGUCGUCCUGCCAGGAUACAGCUGCAAGCUCUUUUCUGUUUUUGUUUCACUUCUUCCACUAGUUGUUCAAAGACUGUUUUCAUUUUUGUAGCAAACUAGAGAAAAGGUUUGGUCGUCACCACGAAGCAGGAAGGAUGUGAACAUCUGCAAUUGAGCCGUUUAGACAACAAAGUAUUUUACUCCACUCUUGAAAAAUGGAGGUGGCUAUAUUUUAAAUUCUGCUUUUUUUUUUUUUACUUGAAAUCCUUUUGCCACGGAGGGACACUUCAAACUACCUUUGCUAUGGGAGACGUGCGGCGUUUGCGUCUGUCAAGUUAAAAAAAAAAGCGAGUAAAAAAACAGAGAUGGGAAGCUCUGCUCUGCUCACAGUGGUGCUAGUUGGGGCGCUUCUGUGGAUCUCUGCUGUCCACGCAGAUUCCCAAGACGAUGGGAAGUUGCUGUGUACAUGCGAGAACGAAAAAGGCACCUGCGUGAAUGGAACUUGCAGAGGAAUCGUCUGCUUCUAUUCGUGGGUUGACGGCAAUGAGGAGAGGGGCUGUUUCACAGAUCACAUCAUGGAGCAUUGCUCCUCCUCCUUUGAGCGCGUCUAUAUCGCCUGCUGCAGAGAGAAUCAGUGCAACGCCCUCGCCACACCACCUCCAAACAUUAUGCCGACAACAACGCCCCCAGACCUCAGUCGUCCAGAGCUGUGGAUCACGUUGUCUUUGCUGCUAUUAAUCACAACUGCCAGCGUGUGUGGCAUAGUGCUGUUCCUGCGCUUCCGACAUGCACAUGGCAGACUGAGAAAUGUUGAAGACCAUGAUGUCACCAUGCUCAAGGUCCCUAAUGGAGAUGACCCCACAUACGGCGAUAUCUUUGAUGAGUUUUGUACAUCAGGGAGCGGGACAGGGCUGCCCUAUCUGGUCCAAAGGACUAUGGCCAGACAAAUCUCACUUGUCCAGUGUGUCGGUAAAGGCAGGUAUGGGGAGGUGUGGAGAGGAACUUGGAUGGGGGAGAGUGUGGCUGUCAAGAUCUUUUCCUCCAGGGACGAGCAGUCCUGGUUCAGAGAGACGGAGAUCUACAAUACUGUACAGCUGCGACAUGACAACAUAUUGGGUUUCAUAGCCUCUGACAUGACAUCCAAGAAUUCCAGCACCCAGCUGUGGCUCGUCACCCACUUUCAUGAGCUAGGUUCGCUCUACGACUUCCUGCAGUACAGCAGCCUGGAGCCUGAGAGCUGUCUGAGGAUGUGCCUGUCUGUGGCCUGUGGCCUGGUCCACCUUCACACUGAGAUCGUCAGCUCCCAGGAAAAGCCGGCUAUCGCCCACCGAGACCUGAAAAGCCGAAACAUUCUGGUAAAGCGUAACGGACAGUGCUGCAUCGCUGACCUAGGUUUGGCUGUGAUACACUCUCAGUCCCAUGACUACCUUGAUGUGGGCACCAACCCUCGCGUGGGGACAAAGCGCUACAUGGCCCCUGAAGUGCUGGAUGAGACUAUUCGUAUGGAUGUCUUUGAGUCCUACAAGCAAACUGACAUCUGGGCCUUGGGCCUGGUUUUCUGGGAAAUUACCCGCAGGACCAAUGUCAAUGGGAUCGUGGAGGAGUACCGCCCUCCCUUCUUUGACCUGGUGCCCGUAGAUCCCAGCUUUGAGGAGAUGAAGAAGGUGGUGUGUGUGGACCAGCAGAGGCCCAGCCUGCACAACAGGCUCCAUUCCCACCCUAUCCUGACGGCCAUUGUGAAGAUCAUGAAGGAGUGUUGGUACCAGAGCCCACCAGCCCGCCUCACUGCCCUGCGGGUGAGGAAGACGCUCUCCAAACUGGACCAAGACAGUGACUUCAGCAUUGAGAAACUCAAGCGGGACAUCUAGACCAGAGCGCCGGGAUGAAACGGGGACAAAAGACUGAAAACGCCAGAAGGGAUUAUACACCACAUUCCCACAGCACGAGGUGCAUAUCAUUAGCAUGUUUUGAGCUAAUGACUCACACAGUCACUGCAUUAUAUUAGAACCAUAUGACUUUGAGCAGUAGUGUCUAGACUGCCUCCCAAGGCUAUUUUUUUUUUCAUAGCCUAAUUUUUAUCCGGUGCCUCAAACCAAAAGGUCUCGCCAUAAAAAUGAUCAAAGUUUAUUUUUAUGUUCAGUUAAUAAAAGUAAUUUCCAAAGCAGAAUAAUUUCGCAGAACAAUUCAUAGGCUGUUCUGCAAAAACAGGGUUGUAUUCAUAAAUGUCUUAAUCGCCCAUCAACAAAACGGAAAGGAAAAGCUGGCAUAACACCAUUACUCAUCAUCUUGUCGAGAAGAGGAGGAGCAUGCCAUGCUAGACUUCCUCUGAAUUAUAGUAAAAUUGCACAAUGGGUUUUCCCAACCACAGAAAACGCAGAUGCCUUAGUGUUUUUUUUGUGCUAUGAAUACAGGAAAUAUGUAAGUAAUAACAUGCUCAUACCAAAGCACAUUACCUGUUAUGUAAGCAUAUUUAACUUAUAUAAAAUGAGCAUUUAUUAUCCGCACACAGGCACAUUGAGCUAUUUAGUUGUACAUAUUCUAACAGCAUUGAAGCUGUUGUCUUGUAUCACCAUUGGGUUUAUUGUAAAUAUAUUUUAAAAGGGGUAUUAUUUUCUAUUAUUCAACAAUGAGACACAUUUUAUAUACUUUUUUACGACACAUUUUCAAAGUAUUUUUUUUUUUUUACAUUUCUGUAGGCCAAUAACGUACCAUCACCAUUACUAUGGUAGGACUUCACAGACAGACAUGUAAUGUUGUAUAUGUUGAAUAAAGGAUUGUAUUUUUCAACA
Messenger RNA from Sebastes umbrosus (honeycomb rockfish), 3036 nucleotides. It is a transcript of the gene acvrl1, whose product is annotated as activin A receptor like type 1. Lineage: Eukaryota; Metazoa; Chordata; Actinopteri; Perciformes; Sebastidae. Gene Ontology annotation, molecular function: SMAD binding; ATP binding; transforming growth factor beta receptor activity, type I. The transcript is spliced from 10 exons. Gene Ontology annotation, biological process: protein phosphorylation; heart development; BMP signaling pathway. The coding region runs from base 613 to 2115 and encodes 500 amino acids. The record is from RefSeq and is a predicted model, not a curated record. Gene Ontology annotation, cellular component: plasma membrane; BMP receptor complex.